Molecule: messenger RNA, 2244 nt
Organism: Suillus bovinus
Lineage: Eukaryota; Fungi; Basidiomycota; Agaricomycetes; Boletales; Suillaceae
Exons: 21
Coding region: 1-2244 (747 amino acids)
Biological process (GO): protein phosphorylation
Molecular function (GO): ATP binding; protein serine/threonine kinase activity
Source: RefSeq, a predicted model, not a curated record
AUGCCACCACACCGCAUGAGCCUAGGGCAAAUUUUCUAUAGUUUGAUAUUCCACCAGAUUCUGCCGAUAUCUGUAGUGUAUGGUGGACUAUGUAUCAGUAAAUACGGUGGCUGUGGUUUCAUUUUCCCACAACACCCACCACCAUCGAAGCUCGUCGUCGCCAUCAGCGUGGUCGUCAUCACCACUAGUCAUUACCUUUCGCCGCUGUGGACUACUUCCUACUCCACGAUCAUCAAGCUCGUCUAUCUUAAACACAUUUACUGCUAUUCUCAUCAUUACCUUCUGUCGCCAUGCACUUUCCGCUCCACAUACCCCGAGGGAUCAUCGAGCACAUCCAUCUUAAACAUCAAGUGUACCAACAACAUCCUAACAAAGUUAUAUAGUGAACAAGUGUUGAGCAUUGUAACCUUCAAGUUGAUCCGUCAGACUCUGUUUUCAGACCAUAAUACUUGUCUCAUCAUGGCCCAUGCCUCCAAUGCUCAAAGCUCAAAGCUGCAAAUGCAGCAGAUUGAGAACAGAUUAUGCAACAGCCACAAUGUGAAAGCUGCAGCUGUGUAUAUCCAUUCUUGCACUCGCCAUUAUGUGGUGGCUGCAAAAACAGCAACAAUAAUGACUGUGCAUACCCGCAAGGCCAGUCAGCAUCGACUCGGACUAAGCCAACCAUUACAAAACUCUUCACUGUUGAAUGCGAGUGACAUGAAGCGGAAGGUUUCGCUUCUUAAGGCCAAUGCUCGGGCAGCAAAGCAAUAUGCCUAUGGGAGCUCAAAGCCCGCUAAACUCACCAUCCCAUCGUCACAAGUGACCUUCACUACUGUGGACCUAGCCACUAGUGCCUUCGAACAGCUGGCUUUGAAAGCAAGAGGCCUAUACAACAACACCCCAGCUCUUUCAGGGCUUUCUGAUACUGUGCUGGAUGUUAUGUUUGAUUGGCAUAGGAUCAAGUAUUGCACGGUGCUGACCAAUGCUACUGUGAAUAUGAUUGAGGAACAGAAGUAUCUGGCAGCACCGGCAACCAUGGAAACACUUUACGGAAAACUGAGGCAAGACAGGAUGUUGUCUGAUAAAGAUGCAUCAGUGAAAACCCCAAGGAUCACGCUCCGCAUAUUCUUGUAUGUCCCUGAAGAGCAACCAUCUGAGAAGAACUAUAGCCCGAGGAUGAUGAUGUCCAGGAAGUACAAUGAAGUCGCAAGUUCUUGUCGUCAGAAGCGGAAAAGAUCCCUGACAGCAUCACCUGAAUGUCUGCCACCUCCCAAGCACUAUCAGAGUUCAUACCGCUCCAGACAGUCCGCAACUGCACAAAUACUCAAAUAUGAAACCUUUAAGAUGAAGCGGGCAACAUGCACUGUGAGCAAGACCACAGAUAUACAGAUGAACUACAGCAAAGAGCAGGAAGAGAUUAUGAUUGCAAAAGGGUGGCAAGCUCAUGUUAAAGGUGGGAAGCCUUAUCAGGGUUAUCUUGGGCAGGGAUUGACGAAAUUUGUCUUCCAUGGUCGCUAUAACAAUAAGGACAUGCUAUUGUCCAAUAAUUACGGAGUUGAUGAUCUUCCUAGAAUGAAGUGGAAUAUCUUGACUGCAUUCAUUGGAAAGCUUACUGAGAAACUCCCAGAUGCUCCUGGCAAAGAUGAACCUGAUUCACGCAGCCUCAUCUUCAGUGUCUUCAUGGUACUCCCACUUCUGCCAUCUGGUGCCCUGUGUAGAGAGGUUAAAUUUUCUGGGAGCGAAGAAGUAGGCCUCAACCUUGAUUCACUUGGAUGUGCUGUGGAUGCAUAUGCACAUCACAUUGCUGUUGAUUUGAUGUAUGAAGUUGUCAUAUCUGACAUUCAAGUGGUUCUCAAGUCACCAAUAGGAAUCAUCACACCGGAUUGUACUAUCAUUUUAUUUGACCCACAGUCUCACACGGCACAAGGGGACUCUGGCUACUGGGACCAUGGACAAUCUGCAAUCACUGAGUUUUUAAAAUCACACAAAUGCAACAAGCAUUGUAGGGCUCUCGGUCUUGAUACUGAGCUCCCACCUUUAUCCAAUACCAACCGCAAAGGCCUACUUUGUUAUGACUGGGAUAGUUCUUCUGUCAAUGGUAACAAGAGGUGGCGCAGUCAUGUCAGGAAAGGUAACAAAGAUAGGGAAAUAGUACAACCUAUCAAGAUAGCAAAGAUAGCUGAAACAAUCAUGCUGUGCAUGAUAGUAGUCAAGAUACAAUCAAGAAGAAAAGAAGUGCGGACAGCCCGCUUGAAAAGAGAAUAG